AUGCUGCCGUCUAUCAUUUAUUUCCUUAUACCCGCCACUAUUGCGUUGCAUCUGCCCCCAGGCUACCACGCUGGCCUCCUCCAGCGUGCAGAGGAGAAAGCUCCAGUUCCGAGUGAUACUAUCACAUCGUGCACCUUCCGCUACACCACUGAGUCCUCAGAGGGUUGUGACUAUGUGGAAGAAUAUUGGGGUGUUAGUCACAAGGAUUUUGUGGCUUGGAACCCCAGGACCUUCCCCAACGCUCAAUGGCACGGUUGCGGGUUGCAACAGGUGGCAUCAUGUCAAAAAGGUGACACUUGCGAUACCAUCACCAAAGAGUACGGCCUCACAACCAAGGAGUUUGUGAAAUGGAAUCCGGCUUUGAAAGAUGACUGCAGUGGUCUUUGGGCCAAGUACUACUUUUGCGUGUCGAUUCCAGAACACAAAACUGCCACAACUUCGGCCUCUACAGCGUCUUUAGCUCGCCCAACUAGCACUUCCCCUUCCGCUGCGACGCAGGAGGGCAUCACCAAGGACUGUACCACGUGGCACAUUGCCAAGAAGGGGCAGUUAUGUGAUAAGGUCAUAGCGCAAUACGGGAACUUGGAUAUUGCUACUUUUGUGGAAUGGAACCCUGCAGUUGAGGAUGACUGCUCGGGGCUUUGGUCGGGAUAUGCUUACUGUGUUGUCAACCAUCUUGCUAACAUCAGAACUGAAGGCACCAAGACCAACCCGACGAAACGUCCCGUUCCUGCAUCUACCAAAGAAAAACCCGUCGCCACUGAGAAUCCAACUCCAACUGAUUGCGAAACGACUCACCCGAGCCCAACUCAGCCAGGAACUAUCUGCAACUGCACGAAAUGGCACAAAGUUACUGGCACGGACGGCUGUUGGAAUCUCAUCAAGAGGUAUAAGAUCACUGAAAAGCAGUUUGAUGCUUGGAACCAGAAGGCGGAUUUCACUCGUGUGACCUUCCAAUUUGCGGAUACUGGCAUCUAUAGCUCCAGAGUUGAGGGAGUCAUGACACAGCAUUCAAGUUACAAUCCCGGAGAAUGGCCCAAGCCAACUACUGAGAUCAUGAAAGCCCACAAAAUACUGUAUUCGGUAGAAAACCUAUCAAUUAGUUGUCAGAGAUGUCACGGUGUAGAAAAUGGCUGA
Messenger RNA from Fusarium vanettenii 77-13-4, 1137 nucleotides. RefSeq lists its product as uncharacterized. The transcript has 4 exons. NCBI's taxonomy places the organism in Eukaryota, Fungi, Ascomycota, Sordariomycetes, Hypocreales, Nectriaceae. The record is from RefSeq and is a predicted model, not a curated record. Bases 1 to 1137 code for a protein of 378 amino acids.